Triplophysa dalaica is the source of this 6116-nucleotide messenger RNA. RefSeq names its product phosphatidylinositol-4-phosphate 3-kinase, catalytic subunit type 2 alpha (gene pik3c2a). Lineage: Eukaryota; Metazoa; Chordata; Actinopteri; Cypriniformes; Nemacheilidae. Gene Ontology annotation, biological process: phosphatidylinositol-3-phosphate biosynthetic process; phosphatidylinositol 3-kinase/protein kinase B signal transduction; phosphatidylinositol-mediated signaling. Bases 179 to 5236 code for a protein of 1685 amino acids. Gene Ontology annotation, molecular function: 1-phosphatidylinositol-3-kinase activity; phosphatidylinositol binding; 1-phosphatidylinositol-4-phosphate 3-kinase activity. The record is from RefSeq and is a predicted model, not a curated record. The transcript has 33 exons. Gene Ontology annotation, cellular component: plasma membrane; phosphatidylinositol 3-kinase complex; cytoplasm.
UGUCUACGACUACACGAGCGAAUUUUCCAGCUGGAGGAGAAUGUCCUGCAGCGUCAAAGCUCCGAGAUUCUGAAGGUGGGAAUCGUCAUUUAUUCACAAAAAGAACCUCUUGUAAAGUCUCAGUCGGAACCCAGCUGUGCCAGUCUCCUCAUGUACACAGCAAGGGGAAGCUGACACCAUGGCCCACAUAUCCAGUGGCAAUGGCUUUCAGUUUGACAGGCCGGCCUCUCCGGGGGUGAUCCGGCCCAGAGGGAAUGUGGGAAAGGAGGAGGCUUUGCGCAUGGAGGCCGAUGCCUUAGCAAAACAUCACCGUGAGAAAAAGCACACACUCCCAGCCUCGGCCCCCAAUGCAACAACGCAGACCUCCACUAGCCGGCAUGAGAAAGACCUCAUUGUCUUCCCUGAAUCGGAAACGCUGAAGAAUGAAGAAAAAUACAAGUUUGGAGACAUCGAUUUGGAGAAGCUGACCAAGGAGGAGCUGGAAAAGCUGCUUCUGGAUGACUCUUUUGGCACAAACAAAAUGAUAAGACCUUCUUCUCUUCUAGGUUGCAAUCUCAGCGCAUCGUAUCCAGGAGGUCAUGCGUUCCACCCUGCUUCGUUCCACUGGACGCCCAACUCUGCUUUACCGAACCUGACACACCAACAGACUCCCAUCUUCCCCUCCACUCCCUUCCCGAAGCCUCCGUGCUCCUUCCAGAAUGGCUUUAGUCCAGCCAUGCCUGGCUAUAUUAGCUUGCCUGCCCGACCGACCCACUUCCUCUCGUUUACCCCCAUCCAGCCACCUGCUGCUCUGGUCUACUCGCAGCCAGCAGUCACCCCAGAAAUGGCCAAGCUGUUCGACAAGAUUGCCAGCACUUCGGAAUACGUGAAGAACGGCAGGUCCUCCAGCAUGGAUGUAGACUCGGACAGUGCCAAGUCCCUGGAGCCUGUGCCUCAGCCCUCGGAAACUCCCAUGAUCAGCCAAUUUGAGUGGAUGGACUUGGACCCGCUGAGCAUGCGCAAGGUGGAGGUGGAUGAGGCACCCAAUGCAUCAGGCGGUCCUUACAUAGAGGAGUCUGAGACUGCGAAGGACCCAUGGGAUGCUGUUCUUCAAGAUGAAACUGAGGGUGUGGAUAGUAGCAGUCCUCCAAUGGAGGUGAAAUCCACGGUUCAACCCAGAAGAGGAUCAACAGGGGCAGCUAUUACUAAAAGCCAGUCCCUUCACAUGCCUACAACCUCAUCAUCUCACAGCCCAAGCUUACAGGGUAAUAAGGGAAGUGCAAAUGUACUCUCAAAGUACUCCUUAAAGGGAAUGGAAGCCCAGAACAUAGAAGUCAUAGCAUUCUGUGAAGACAUUUCAAAGCUGAAGUCAAAAUUCCCUCAUGACAACCUCUCUACCAACCCUGGCUAUGUUCUCAGUCCUGUGAUCAGUCAAAGAGAUGCAGGUGAAGACAAUGGAGGCAGUGUGAAGGUGUCCAUUGAGAUAUCAGAUUCUCAACAGCCUGUAACUUUUACUUGCGAUGUGAGUGCUCCAGUGGAUCUGCUCAUCAUGCAGGCUCUCUGCUGGGUCCAUGAUGAUCUGAAUCAGGUGGACAUCAGCAGCUAUGUUCUCAAAGUCUGCGGACAGGAAGAGGUUCUACAGAAUAAACACAGUCUAGGAAGCCACGAGUAUGUACAGAACUGCAGAAAGUGGGAAACAGAGAUUAAACUACAGCUCCUUUUCCUCAGCACAAUGAGAAGAGAUUUAGCUCGAACGACAGACGAUGAUGCCGCCCCUAUUCACUUGGAGAAGUUCCUCGGUCUUGUGGAGAGGCCGUUCAAAGAGUCAGUCACGAGAGAGGGACUUGCUGAGAACAUAGAGGGCUAUCAUAAGCAAGUCAACAUCUGCCUUCAGAAUGAGAGCACACGGUAUAAAACAGUGGAGCAUGUGGUUCAGUGUGUUAAAAAUCUGUGCUGUGCUUUGGAUAAAAUUGAGACACCCGCCAUCACCGAUGCCAUCAAGAGGCUCAAACGCUCGGUCAACCUGCCUAGAACACGUUCUCCAGAGGCUGGUGCCACAGGCUCUACAGUUUCAGCUAACGGCUACUCAAGCCCAGUGGAAGAGAGUUUGGCGGUGCUCACAGAUGCUAUACAUGACCUCACCGAGCUCUACCUGUGCUCUUUCUGCCCGACUUCCCCCACGUGCUCGAUGGAAGAUCGUAUGGAGGAUGAGAGGGAUAGCAAAGAGGCCUCGGGCACCAAAGAGCAUCUACAGUUCACCCUGUUUGCUGUACAUGGCAUUCCUGCAGCUUGGGUCAGCAGUUUUGAAAAAUACUACCUGAUGUGUGCCCUGACACACAACAGCAGGAACCUCUUCAAACCUGUCCAGUCUAAAAAAGUGGGAACAUACAAGAGUUUCUUCUACCACAUCAAAUGGGAUGAACUGAUCAACUUCCCUAUUUCGGUGGCGCUGUUGCCACUGGAGGCCAUGUUAAGUCUUUCUCUCUAUGGGGUUCUCAAUCAGAACACUAACAACUCACCGGAUUCUAACAAACAACGAAAAGGUCCAGAGCUGUUGGGAAAAGUGUCCAUGCCCCUGUUUGAUUUCAGGCGGUUUCUUUCAAGAGGCACCAUGCUGUUGAGCAUGUGGACAUCACCUCAAAACCUUCACCCAGGAGCUGCAGGCAAGGGGAGGAAUCCAACAGAAAGGAUCAUCUUGCAGGUUGACUUUCCCACUCCGGCAGUGGACGUGCUGUAUGUUGGUCCACAAGAGAAAGGCUUCCCAGACCCUAAGUCUCUAGACCCACUGGAUACAGGAGAUCGGAAUGAGAUAGAGAAGCUGUGUGCACGAACAUCUGCUUUUGGGCUGACACGAGCAGACAGGCAGCUGCUGUGGGACCAGAGGUAUUAUUGCCGGGACUAUGAACACAGCCUGCCCAAAAUCUUGGCAAGUGCACCCAGGUGGGACUGGGGCAGUAUGGGAGAGAUCCACUCACUUCUGCACAAUUGGCCUCCUCUGUCUCCCGUUUCAGCCCUGGAGCUUCUCGAAUCAAAGUUUGCUGACACAGAGGUGAGAAAAGUUGCUGUGAGCUGGAUUGAGAGCAGCAGUGAUGAUGAGUUGGCUGAUUAUCUGCCUCAGCUGGUGCAGGCGGUGAAGUUUGAGUGUCACCUCAACAAUGCCUUGGUUAUGUUUCUGUUAUCACGAGCUCUGGGAAAUAUCAACAUUGCACAUUAUCUUUACUGGCUGUUGAGGGAUGCCGUGCAGGACCCAGCGUUCGGUCAGCGGUACGACCGCAUCCUGGGUGCGCUCCUGUGUCUCUGUGGUGCUGGAUUGAGAGCUGAACUUGAAAAGCAGACCAAGCUUGUGCAGCUUCUUGGUGCCCUGGCUGAAAAUGUUAGACAGGCGAGCAGCUCCGCACGACAGGUGGUGCUGCUGGAGGGCUUGGAGAGGGUACAGACAUUCUUUCAGAAGAACAACAGCCGACUUCCUAUAAGCCCCAGCCUAGUGGCAAAGGAACUUAAUGUAAAGGCCUGUUCCUUCUUCAAUUCCAACGCUGUUCCUCUAAAGAUCGCACUGGUAAACGCAGACCCGCUGGGAGAUGAGAUUAACGUCAUGUUUAAGGUUGGAGAGGAUUUGAGGCAGGACAUGCUGGCCCUUCAGAUGAUCCGGAUCAUGGAUCGGAUCUGGCUGCAGGAGGGUUUGGACCUGCGCAUCGUGAACUUCAAAUGCAUCUCAACGGGUAAAGAUAAAGGCAUGGUGGAAUUAGUGCCGUCUUCAGAAACGCUGAGGAAGAUUCAGGUAGAGUACGGAGUGACCGGUUCAUUCAAGGACAAACCUCUGGCCGAGUGGCUUCGCAAGUACAACCCUGCUGAGGAUGAGUAUGAGAAGGCCUCUGAGAAUUUCAUCUACACCUGCGCAGGAUGCUGUGUAGCCACCUAUAUCCUCGGCAUCUGUGACCGCCACAACGACAACAUCAUGUUACGCUCUACAGGUCACAUGUUCCACAUAGACUUUGGAAAGUUUCUGGGUCAUGCACAAAUGAUCGGGAGUUUUAAAAGGGACCGUGCACCUUUUGUCUUAACCUCUGACAUGGCUUAUGUCAUCAAUGGAGGGGAGAGACCCACGAGUCGCUUCCAACUUUUCGUUGACCUUUGCUCACAAGCCUACAACUUGAUACGCAAACACUCCAACCUCUUCCUCAACCUACUGUCUCUGAUGACACAGUCAGGUUUACCCGAGUUGACCGGAGUACAAGAUCUUAAAUAUGUUUAUGAUGCUCUUCAACCUCAAACUACAGAUGCAGAAGCAACCAUUUUCUUCACCAGGUUGAUUGAAUCCAGCCUGGGCAGUGUGGCAACAAAGUUCAAUUUCUUUAUCCAUAAUUUGGCCCAGUUGCGUUUCUCUGGUCUUCCUUCCAAUGGCGAGCCCAUCCUGUCCUUCGCACCUCGAACAUACACCAUAAAGCAGGACGGCCGAAUACAGGAUGCCUCCAUAUAUUCAUUUCAAAAGAGAUACAACCCCGAUAAGCACUAUACGUAUGUAAUCCGGCUGCUCAGGGAAGGUCAGAGUGAGCCACAGUUUGUCUUCCGCACAUUUGAUGAGUUCCAGGAACUGCACAACAAGUUGACCAUUCUCUUUCCUCUAUGGAAGCUACCAGGGUUCCCCAGUAAAUUGGUGCUGGGCCGCACACACAUUAAGGAUGUAGCGUCUAAGAGGAAGGUGGAAUUGAGCAGCUAUGUGCACAGUUUGAUGAGGAGUUCAGCAGAAGUCAACCAGUGUGAUCUUAUCUACACCUUCUUCCACCCUAUUGCAAGAGAUGACAAGCCAGAGGGGGUUGAAGGACUCCAAAAGAUUCCAGAGAUGACUCCUAUGAGUCCCGGCACCGGCCGGGUGGAGGGUGAGGUGAAGCUGUCAGUGUCCUACAGAAACAGCACACUCUUUAUCAUGGUCAUGCACAUUAAAGAUCUGAUAUCAAAUGACGGAGCAGAUCCAAACCCUUAUGUGAAAACAUACCUCUUACCAGACCCUCACAAAACCUCCAAACGCAAGACGAAGAUUGCAAGGAAGACUAGAAACCCCACGUUUAACGAAAUGCUGGUGUAUAGUGGUUACAAUAAGGAAACCUUAAAACAAAGAGAGCUUCAACUGAGCGUGCUCAGUGCCGAGUCUCUGCGAGAGAACUACUUUUUGGGUGGCAUCACCCUCAGUAUUAAGGACUUUGACCUGAGCAGAGAGACUGUCAAGUGGUACAAGCUCACCACGGUGCCCUACUUCUAGAUCCAACAAUCCCUCUCUACCAGUCUUCCACAAAGAGUGAUGGACCAGAGCAAGUGCCCUUACAGGACCACUCCGAUUCCCCACCCUCUUCUCUCUCUCUCUCUCUCUCUCUCUCUCUCUCUGACACUAAUCAUGGUUACUCCUUGUUGAAACAGGCAAUCACUGUGUGUAAACAGAAAACUGCAUUUGUGUUUUGUACAUUUGGAACAUAAGAGGACCAAAAUGGCUUAAUUAUAGAAGAGUUUAUAUAUUAUUAUAUAAAUAUAUAUAGAGAUCAACACCUGUAUUUUUAAAAUGGCUUGUUUUUACACUCUCCUUUUCUACAUAUGCAUUUAGUGAACAGUAGUAGGUUUUGAGGUAUCUAAGCACGACAGAUCUCGCUCUGCUUUUAUUAACGUGCCAAAUGAACUGAAUCAACACGAGACCACUCCCCUACAGGGAAUAUUAACAGGGUGCCUUCAUAUGCUGGCCUGUCAUUUCGGCUUUUCUCAAUAUGUUCGGUGUAAAUUACUGAAAUCCCUACUUUGUACAGUAGGGUCAAAUGUUCUGUUGAGUGGUGAAAUCCGUUUAAAUGACGGCCUCGGCACCAGGGGACUCUGAAUCUCACAUUUGUAUAAUGAACCUUGUUGAAAAGGGAAUUGCACCUAUGGCUAAAUCUACUGGCAGAGCUCAGCUGCAUAAUAAUGGAGGAGUUCACCUGGAGGCAUUUUUAAAAUGAUGUAAGAAUUGUCAUCACUCACUUAAAUGGACUGUAAAAUACAUUUGAAUUGAUAUUGACAUGGCCAGUUAUUUAUUAUUGGAUACCUUUAUAACCUUACCGAAUCAAUGUUAGCUUUAAUUCUGUUUCUUUUCUUGAGGCAAAUUAAAUGUUUUCAAUGUC